AUGCCCGGGCCCUUUGUGCAGCGUGGACCACUGCCAAGAGCCCAGUGCAGCCAGGCCAAGAGCGACCUGGGAAACAGCGCUCUUCUUGGACAUUUACACCAAAGCAAAGCCAUGAAGAGGUACCUGCCCUCUGCACCUGAGCUGUUCCUUCAGGCCCUGUGCUGUGCUCAGGGGAAGUCCGCUGAACAUGAGGAGGGAGGAAGACAGGAAGCGCUUGGUGUGGGCUUGGUGGGUGUCACCGUGGAAACGGUCUGGUCACGCCUCGUUACGGGACGCCGACUGUUUGCGUUGGUUGGACAGUCCCGGAAUGUAUUCUCCUGA
This is a messenger RNA of Knipowitschia caucasica, 321 nucleotides long. Lineage: Eukaryota; Metazoa; Chordata; Actinopteri; Gobiiformes; Gobiidae. The record is from the annotation of a GenBank genome assembly.